UCAUGGGGCGUGCAUGAUUUCUUAACAAAUUCGAUUUCAUUUCUAUCGUAGGAAUCAAACUUGAUUAUGUCUAUACGAUUCAAAUUCAGAAGUUCCGUCAACUUCGACACCCUCGAAAUCGAUGGUGAUAAGCCCUAUAUAUCGGUGGGAGAACUUAGGAAGAAAAUUAUGUGCCAGAAAAAGCUAAACAACGUCUCCCAGAAAGACUUCGAUCUCGUCUUCUCUGAUGCAAUCACUGGUCAAGAGUAUAAUGACGACAGAUUCGAGAUACCUAGUUGUUCAAGCGUGAUCGUAAAGAGGGUGCCCGUUGAACCAGCCCCUGCAGCUAUGUUAAGAUAUCAAAGGCUUGAAGCGAGUGAGCUUUGUGAUGACAUUAAAAAAGGUUUGGAUCCGAAUAAACCAGAUAAGAUAGUUCUAGAGGAGAAGCUAGAACCAGAUUCUAACAAACAAAUAAAGUUGGAAAAUGUGGCUAAUUCAAAUUCUAUGGAUCUGCUAAGUGCUGGUUUGCCACCAGAAUUAAGAUGCUCUCUUUGCAACACGUAUUUCAAGGAGGCUGUGAUGAUACCAUGCUGCCAACGUAGUUUUUGUGAAAAAUGCAUUCAUGAAGCACUUGUAGUGCAGGGAAGCUGUCCUUGGUGUUCUUCUACCAAAUCCAGAGUAAAGGACUUGCUACCAAACUUAUGUCUUAGGCAAGCUAUCAAACAUUUUUUAGAAUCUCAGCUUCUUGCUACUGCUCCAGAAAAUGAUUUGCAAAAAUAUGUCCCAGAUGGAGAAUCCGGUAUUCAGGGGAAAGAUAUUCCUUCUGCUCCCCCCAUCAAUAAAAGGAAAAAAGACUUGUUUACUUCUACAUCAGCAAUGAAGAAAGGAUCAAAUCAAGAGAUGGCAGAAUCUGCGGACGAUUCUAUGAACAUGAAGAAUUCUUUUUUGGAGGGUUCAGAAGACCGUAACUCAAAUGCAAUUGGUCAUCUGAAGUCAACUUCUUUGCUUAAAGUAAAACAUAGUGAUAGAGAUAGAGAUAGACCUGAAGAUUUGGCACUUGCUGCAAACUCUCGAGAUAUAAAUCAGCCUCUAAAUAUGCCCCAAGCUCACAUGCCUGUUCAAGGUGGAGAUCAAAGGUUCAGAUUUGACAGUACAAACAGAAAGGUGGACCGUACUUGUUACAUGUGUGGUUCUCCAGAUCAUUUAAUAAGAGACUGCCCUAUUGCUCCAAACAGACAUCCUAUGUCUCAUGCAGGUGGAUUUUCAGGAAAUCCUAUGUUUCAAGGAGGUAUGCCAUGCUAUUCCACACCCUAUUGGAGUGGUGCUGCCUUUCCCCCCAUCAACCCUUACAUGACUAUGUAUGGAAACCCAGGGUUGGUGCCUUUUGGUGGAAGUAUGGUUCCUAUUACACCUUAUAGAGUUCCACAUUACCUUCCAUCUACAUAUAGCAGCUUACCUGUCCCUAGUGGAACUAUGAUGGGAAGUCUGGAAGCUCCUUUCGAAACUAGAUCUGAACAACCUUUAACCCAUUCAGAAAUUUUGGAGCCUUGGCUUGGUGAUAACAGAAGAAACUUUUCAGAUGAAAGGAGAGAGCGUUCUUUUGAUGAAGAUGAUGUCUGCUACAAACGCCGUCGUGUUGAUGAACUACAUAGAUCAGUGGAGUAUAAACCCCAUAGAGAAUGGGGGAAGACUCCAAGCAACUCUGAGGAAAGCCAUGAAUGGAAGAUGCAAAGGGAACAUCACUGUGACAAACAUCUAAACCAAAAGGUUGAAUCGAUUAAAGAAAGACAUGAAAAGCAUUCUCAUUCGCCAAAUGCUGGAAAACACGCGAGGUCAUAUCAUACAGAUAGAUCAAUUCUGGGAGUUGCCAAUGUGCAGAAUAAUAAUGAUAGAUAUGAUGAAGCUAGGCAUAAGAAGCAUUAUAGAAACUCGACAAGGCAUCAUGAGAGAAGGGAGCAGUCAGGCAGUGGUUCUACUUGGAGCCGCCAUCAUAUCCAAGAAGAAAGGGGUGUUAAAAGGAAGGUUGAGUCAAGUGUGGAUUUUAAACAUAAACGUAACAGUUACCCAUCUGGUGCAGAACACUCAUCUUCUUCUGGAGAUCAGAAAAAGCGGUGGAAAGACGUCAACCCUGGACCUAUUUUCAGGGAACCUAGGGAGAGAACAAAGCCCCUUGCUGACAAGUUCUAUGGGGACAGAUGGAAGAUGGUCAAAGUUUCAGAUGAGGACUGCACGGAAGGCGAUCAUCACAAAGGAAAGAAAAGGAGGCACUAAAACGACAAGAAUGCGUCCAAGGUAAACAUGUAAACGAAGCUGGACCAUGUCGACUUAGCCGAUCUACCUGGUACAUUUUCCAUUGCAAGUAGGUUUUUGUAUCAACCUGGUUUAAGUUCUUAAAGUAGUUUAUAAUCUUAUAUACAACUAUCUAGGAAAUGGAGUUGGCAUCAAAUACAACUUUCUAAACCAUAUAUAGAUCUGUUGGUAUCUGACUUGUUUUGCUUUAUUGAUACAGAUCUAAAAGAGUCAUCAGUUCUUGGACUUUUAAGUCAUGAUUAGCUUUCUUUAGUUUUGCUAACUAAUGUCUCUUCAUAUCUUAACCAAGAAGUGUGGAUGAGCGAAAAAGUGUAGCCACGGAAUCUGGAUAGAUUAACGUGGGGGUUGGUUGCUUAUGCGGGCUGAUCAAACAUGCUGACAGAACUGUUGAAGUAACCCUCUUUGUGUCCUUAACACGAACUGUAGAAGAGCAAAAAUAUUGUCCAGAAGAGACUGGAUAUUUUACAUAGGGUUUGGCUUCUUGACUGCUUGAACAUUCUGACAGGGUCAUUGAAGCUGACUGAGGUAUGUUUUAACUUAAAGUUAUAAUGCUUGUUUUUUUUGCUAUUUUUCCAGUUUAAGCUUAAGAAAGACUCUAGAUCCUCAAAGCUAAAAGCUACAGCUAGGAAAGGUAUCGUCUUGCCAAAUCAUAGUCGGUUGUAAGAUCUUGUAGAUGUUUUUUUAAGAUUCUUGGCCUUUUUUCUUUCUAAUUCUUCUUUUCCCCAUGUCGGGUGGGAGGGGGAGACAAGGUAGGGUUGUUUCAUUGUGAAAUCGUGUUGGCAAAUUAGAUGAUAACGUGAUUGUAUUUUCACACAUUUGAUGAUUACUUACCCGAACAAAACAAUAAGAUUUAGCAAUCACUUUGAAAUUAGGGAUUAUAUUAUUGCUUUUAACUUGUGUGUUACAAAGAAAUGAUACAAGGAUAUAUAUAGACAGAAAACCUAGAAAAAAGAGAAACCCUAAGAGCCCAUGGGCUUAAUGGGCCUAAGUAAAUAUAUAUCGCAUUUACAUUCUAAUACUCUCCCUCAAGCUGGAGCAUAGAUGUUAAUCAUGCCUAGCUUGUUACAAAUAAAAGAGAUUCGCGAACCAGGUAAUGCUUUUGUAAAGACAUUAGCAAGUUGUCUUCCUGUUCGAAUAAAGGGAGUAGAGAUGAUUCCAUCCUCUAGCUUUUCACGAGUGAAAUGGCAGUCAACCUCAAUGUGUUUUGUUCUUUCAUGAAACACCGGAUUGUUUGCAAUGUGGAUAGCCGCCUCAUUAUCACAAUAUAGGCUCAUUGGUUUAGAUUGAGCAAACCCAAUUUCACCUAGCAGAUUACGCAACCAUAUCAGCUCGCAAGUGGUUUGGGCCAUAGCCCUGUAUUCAGCUUCAACACUUGACCAGGAAAUGACAUUUUGUUUCUUUCUUUUCCAUGAAACUAGAUUCCCUCCAACCAACACACAAUAGCUUGUCGUAGACUGCCUAGUAGUAGGAUCCCCAUUAUAGUCGGCAUCUAUGAACCCUUCUCUGACAUGAUGACCGUGAUUUUGAUAAAGGAUACCAAGACCAGGAGCACCCUACAGGUACUUCAGUAUAUACCUAAUAGCAUCCCAGUGUGGAGUUCUCAGAGAUGACAUAAACCGACUUACUACACUCACUGGAAACUUGAUGUCAGGAUAUGUAAUCGUCAGGUAGUUUAGCUUUCCCACAAUUCUCCUAUACUUUUUUGGAUCCUCAAGUAGAUCUCCAUCGUCCGCUUUCAAUUUCGUAUGUGGAUCAUUGGGGCCUCACAAGGUUUUGUUUCAAUCAUUCCAAAGUCAUUCAAUAUAUCCAAACAAUAUUUCCGUUGAGACAAACAUAUCCCUUUCUGAGUACAAGAUACUUCAAUUCCCAAGAAGUAUUUUAAAGGACCUAGGUCCUUUGUUCGAAACUGAGACGCAAGGAAAUCUUUUAGCUUCUUGAUCCCAGUCUCAUCACUCCCAGUAAAUACAAUGUCAUUAACGUAUACCACUAGUAGAAUACAUCCGAAGAUGACGAAGUAAAGAAUUAUAUUAGGGAUUAUAUUAUUGCUUUUAACUUGUGUGUUACA
Molecule: messenger RNA, 4354 nt
Organism: Cynara cardunculus var. scolymus (artichoke)
Lineage: Eukaryota; Viridiplantae; Streptophyta; Magnoliopsida; Asterales; Asteraceae
Product: E3 ubiquitin ligase PARAQUAT TOLERANCE 3-like
Exons: 12
Coding region: 67-2250 (727 amino acids)
Biological process (GO): mRNA processing; protein ubiquitination; ubiquitin-dependent protein catabolic process
Cellular component (GO): nucleus
Molecular function (GO): nucleic acid binding; zinc ion binding; ubiquitin protein ligase activity
Source: RefSeq, a predicted model, not a curated record